AUGGUGACUCCGUGGCGCAGUCGUCAAGACAGAGUCCGCGACCGUCAGGACAAGAUCAGCCACCGCCGCCAACUUAACCACCGCCACCGAGAUGCAGUCAGCACAGGGUCGUCUGCAACAUCUGAUGCACAAACGGCCUGUACAGGGGCGAAUGGUUCAGCAACGCACGUCACCGCUACCGCAACCACUACCGCCUCAGGCACCGCAAUCGCACCAUCAUCAGCACAGGCACGA
Iphiclides podalirius (scarce swallowtail) is the source of this 234-nucleotide messenger RNA. NCBI's taxonomy places the organism in Eukaryota, Metazoa, Arthropoda, Insecta, Lepidoptera, Papilionidae. The record is from the annotation of a GenBank genome assembly.